Elephantulus edwardii (Cape elephant shrew) is the source of this 353-nucleotide messenger RNA. Its product is annotated as macrophage migration inhibitory factor-like. Gene Ontology annotation, molecular function: cytokine activity; phenylpyruvate tautomerase activity. Bases 4 to 351 code for a protein of 115 amino acids. The transcript has a single exon. The record is from RefSeq and is a predicted model, not a curated record. NCBI's taxonomy places the organism in Eukaryota, Metazoa, Chordata, Mammalia, Macroscelidea, Macroscelididae.
AUCAUGCCGAUGUUUGUGGUCAACACUAACGUGCCUCGCGCAUCCGUGCCCGACGGGCUGCUCUCUGAGCUUACCCAGCAGCUGGCGCAGGCCACCGGCAAACCGUCCCAGUACAUCGCAGUGCAAGUGAUCCCAGACCAGCUUAUGGCUUUCGGUGGCUCAAGCGACCCUUGUGCGCUCUGCAGCCUGCACAGCAUCGGCAAGAUCGGCGGCGCGCAAAACCGGACCUACACCAAGCUGCUGUGCGGUCUGCUUUCCCAGCGGCUGCACAUCAGCCCCGACAGAGUCUACAUCAACUACUAUGACAUGAAUGCGGCCAACGUGGGAUGGAACAACUCCACUUUCGCCUGAGG